GAUUUUCAUCCCCAAGAAGCACCGGCAGCGGUUUGACGAGGUGGUGUCACAGAGCCUGAUCAGCAAGCUCUGCCGCUCCAAGAGUGAGCAGCACAGCAAUCGGCUGCGGCGCAGCCGGAGCGAGGACCACCAGGAGCGGCUCCUCGUCUCCACCUCCGUGCCCCGCAGCCAUGAGGAGGCCAGCAAGAGCCUGCGGAAAACUGCCUCGCUCAUCACCAGCAAUGUGGCCUCGGGGGCUGCCCGCAGAACUGUGCGAGUUUAUAAAGGCAACAGAAGCUUUGGCUUCACGCUACGUGGCCAUGCCCCGGUGUGGAUCGAGUCCGUUCUGCCAGGGAGCCCGGCUGAGAAGGCUGCUCUCAAAGCUGGAGACCGGAUCCUGUUCCUCAACGGCCUGGACAUGAGGAACUGCUCCCAUGACAAGGUGGUGUCGAUGCUGCAGGGCAGCGGGGCGAUGCCUACCUUGGUGGUGGAAGAGGGGAUCGUCAACUUCUCCAAUGACUCUGACUCUGCUGACUCCCCGAGCACCUCCUCCGCCCUCACCUCCCUGCAGUGGGUUGCAGAGCUACUCCCCUCUAGCAUCAAGAUUCAAGGAAGGACCUUCAGCCAGCAGCUGGAGCACCUGCUGACUCCACCCGAGCGCUAUACCAUCUGCAAAGCGCUGGAAGGCUUCUUCCAACAUCGGAAUAUUGACACUCUCAUUGUGGAUGCGUACCCGGUGCUGGACACACCGGCCAAGCAAGUCAUUUGGCAGUUUAUCUACCAGCUGCUGACGUGUGAAGAGCAGGAGCACUGCCAGCAAAAGAUUGCCAGGUUUCUUGGUUACAAGUCCUUGGCAG
Molecule: messenger RNA, 836 nt
Organism: Pelecanus crispus (Dalmatian pelican)
Lineage: Eukaryota; Metazoa; Chordata; Aves; Pelecaniformes; Pelecanidae
Source: RefSeq, a predicted model, not a curated record